Molecule: messenger RNA, 3584 nt
Organism: Populus nigra (black poplar)
Lineage: Eukaryota; Viridiplantae; Streptophyta; Magnoliopsida; Malpighiales; Salicaceae
Product: E3 SUMO-protein ligase SIZ1-like
Exons: 17
Coding region: 402-3038 (878 amino acids)
Biological process (GO): protein sumoylation
Molecular function (GO): SUMO ligase activity; zinc ion binding
Source: RefSeq, a predicted model, not a curated record
CGUAAGGGCGUGCAUCAUCGCUAUACACGCUAGAAGUAGAGAGAUGAAACCCGGACGUGUUCUCGUAAAAAAAACCGGAUUUGAUAAUCGCCGAUAGGUCCGGGACUUUUUGUAAUUAGAAGAUAGCUCUUCCUUGUUGAUUUUUCUUUUUCUCUUUUCGGUCAUAAUUGAUAAUACCAUAAAGAAGAAAAAACGCGGAAACAAGAAAAACAAAAAAGGCGUUUGAAACCCUAAUUCACCUCCGAUUUCCUUCUCUUCUCAAUUCUAUCAUUAAAAAAAAAUACGUUAAUUUUUGAAUCGAUCGAUCGCUGUUUAGCGACUCUACAGGGUGGUGGGUUUGUUUUUCUACUAAUCCAUGACUUAACUAACAAUCGAUUUCGGUUUUUCUUUGAGGUUGAAAGAUGGAUUUGGUAGCUAGUUGCAAGGACAAAUUGGUGUAUUUUCGAAUAAAAGAGCUGAAGGAUGUCCUGACUCAGUUAGGUCUUUCAAAGCAGGGGAAGAAGCAGGACCUUGUUGACCGGAUAUUAGCUAUUCUGUCUGAUGAACAAGUUUCCAAGAUAUGGGCAAAGAAGAGCGCCAUUGGAAAGGAAGAGGCGGCAAAACUAGUGGAUGACACUUACAGGAAAAUGCAAGUGUCCGGGGCCACUGAUUUAGCAUCAAAGGGACAGGGCGCGUCUAAUUGCAGUAAUUCCAAAUUUAGUGGAGAAAUGGAUGAACCAUUUCACUCUGAUACAAAAGUUCGCUGUCCAUGUGGAACCUCAUUGGAGACAGAGUCGAUGAUUAAGUGUGAGGAUUUUAAAUGUCAUGUGUGGCAACACAUUGGUUGCGUUAUAAUUCCAGAAAAAGCCAUGGAGGGCACUCCACAAUUUCCGGAUGUGUUCUAUUGUGAGACUUGUCGACUAAGCAGGGCUGACCCCUUUUGGGUUACAGUUGCACAACCUCUAUAUCCUGUGAAGCUGGUUGCUAGAAAUGUUCCAACUGAUGGUUCAAGCCCAGAGCAGGGUGUGGAGAAAACAUUUCAUCUCACUAGAGCAGACAAGGAUCUACUGGCAAAACAAGAAUAUGAUGUUCAGGCCUGGUGCAUGCUUUUGAAUGACAAAGUUCCAUUUAGGAUGCAAUGGCCGCAGUGUGCAGAUCUCCAGGUUAAUGGUAUUGCUGUUCGUGCUAUUAAUAGACCUGUCUCGCAAUUGCUAGGCGCUAAUGGUCGUGAUGAUGGUCCAAUUAUCACGUCAUGUGCAAAAGAUGGAAUCAAUAAGAUAUCAUUAACCGGAUGUGAUGCUCGAAUCUUCUGCUUAGGAGUUAGAAUUGUAAAGCGGCGAACAGUUCAACAGAUACUCAACUUGAUUCCCAAGGAGUCUGAAGGUGAGAAUUUUGAAGAUGCACUUGCUCGUGUUUGUCGCUGCGUUGGUGGUGGAACUGCAACAGAUAAUGCCUAUAGUGACAGUGACAGUGACCUGGAAGUUGUUGCAGAUUCUUUUGGUGUCAAUCUUCGUUGUCCUAUGAGCGGUUCAAGAAUGAAGAUUGCAGGAAGAUUCAAAUCUUGUGCGCACAUGGGCUGUUUUGACCUGGAAGUUUUUGUGGAGCUGAACCAGCGUUCUAGGAAGUGGCAGUGCCCCAUCUGUCUCAAGAACUACUCCUUGGAAAAUAUAAUCAUUGACCCAUAUUUCAAUCGCAUCACAUCUAAGAUGAGGCAUUGCGGGGAAGAUAUAACGGAGAUUGAGGUGAAGCCUGAUGGUUCCUGGCGAGUGAAAACAAAAACUGAAUCUGACCAUAGGGAUGCUGGAGAACUUGCUCAAUGGCACAAUCCUGAUAGCACUCUCUGUGUCCCUUACACUGGAGAACUCAAAUCAAAAGUGGAAAUGAAGCAGAUCAAGCAGGAAGGUGGUUCAGAAGGUAAUGCUGGUGCUAGUUUGAAACUUGGAAUCAGAAAGAAUCGUAAUGGGUUUUGGGAAGUCAGUAAACCUGAUGAUAUGAACACCUCCUCUUCAGGUAGAUUGCAAGAAAACUUUGAACUCUAUGAACAGAAAGUUAUUCCUAUGAGCAGCAGUGCUACUGGUAGUGGUCGUGAUGGGGAAGAUCCAAGUGUAAAUCAAGAUACUGGUGAAAAUUUUGAAUUCACAAACAAUGGAAUGGAGCUUGAUUCUUUAUCGUUGAAUGUAUAUUCAACGUAUGGAUUCACUGACCAAAAUUUAUCUGCACCAGUAGGGAACGCAGAAGUCAUUGUUCUUAGUGAUUCAGACGACGAAAAUGAUAUAUUAAUUUCCUCUGGAUCUGUCUACAAGAGUAAUCAAAAUGGUGGUGCUACUAUUUCUGUGCCCUCUCCUGGAAUUGCAGAUCAUUUUCUGGAAGAUCCUACACUUGGGACUGGUGGAAAUUCUUGCUUGGGUCUUUUCAAUGCUGAUGAAUAUGGGAUGCCCCUCUGGCCACUACCUCCCGGAAACCAAGCUGGUCCAGGAUUCCAAUUAUUUAAUUCAGAUGUCUCAGAUGCCUUGGUUGAUUUACCUCAUGAUCCCAUUAACUGUCCCUCUUCUAUGAAUGGCUACGCAUUAGCUCCAGAAACUGUCAUGAGAUCUACUUGUUUAAUUCCAGAUUCUUCUACUGGUCGAUCAGACACGGAUGUAAAUGAUGGUUUGGUUGAUAAUCCCUUGGCUUUAGGCAGAGAAGAUCCCAGUCUUCAAAUCUUUCUUCCAACUGGGCCUUCAGAUGCAUCAAUGCAGUCUGAUAUGAGGGAUCAAGCUGAUGUGUCAAAUGGUGUCCGUACUGACGAUUGGAUCUCUCUUAGGCUUGGUGGUGGUGGUGCUACUGGCAAUCACGGCGAGGCAGUUCCUUCAACAAAUAGACUGAAUUCAAGGCAGCAGAUGCCUUCUAGAGAAGAUGGCAUGGAUUUGGCUGGCACUGAUUCUUUGCAUCUUGGUAUCAAUGAUGGCAGAUCUGAAAAGGCAAGUCGACAAAGAUCAGACAGUCCUUUCUCAUUUCCUCGCCAAAAACGUUCUGCAAGACCACGCUUGUAUCUUUCUAUUGACUCGGACUCUGAGUGAAGGGAAGUGAAUCUUUUUUGCUGAGAUAAUUGCUGCUUUUGUUUGAGAUUUUUGCGGACAGAAGACAUUUGCUUGGGUGAUAAGGUGAUUUUCAAGUUAAAGACCUGUACGUAGAAUGUGGAAAGAAUUGUAGUCCAUACGACGUUGGAGUCCCGCACAUGGCAAUCGAUGAGCUCACGCUGUGAGCGCCUUCUUCAAUUUUGUGAAGCAUACAAUGGUUUCUGAUAUUGUCAACAAGCUCCUAGCCAAUUUUCAACAGAUUAAUUUAAGUUGCUGGUAAAUUGUACAGCCUACGGAGAACUCAAUUAAAUCCAUUGGUUCCCUUGGAUUUUCAGGAUUGUCCCAUUUAGUAAAAUCUUCGUGGUCAUAUGCUUAAUGAUGAGAGCCAAUUAGCCUGUAAAUAUCGCUCAGAUUCAGAGCCAAUACACUCCUCCUUUGAUUUGUCUUCACUCUUCACCCCUUGUUCUUUUUUGUCGCCUACCAUCAUCCUUUUCUUGAAUCAAUUCUCCCAAAAUCAAUAAAUUGACAUCGCCACAUUUCGCUUUA